This is a messenger RNA of Colletotrichum chrysophilum, 1902 nucleotides long. RefSeq lists its product as uncharacterized. The transcript has 4 exons. Bases 1 to 1902 code for a protein of 633 amino acids. Gene Ontology annotation, biological process: proteolysis; peptide metabolic process. Gene Ontology annotation, cellular component: mitochondrial intermembrane space. Gene Ontology annotation, molecular function: metalloendopeptidase activity. NCBI's taxonomy places the organism in Eukaryota, Fungi, Ascomycota, Sordariomycetes, Glomerellales, Glomerellaceae. The record is from RefSeq and is a predicted model, not a curated record.
AUGGCCUCUGCUAAACCCCACAACCCGCCUCAGCUGCCCCCGCUGUUCACCGCAACACCAAUUUCCAUCCUCGAAUCUAUCAAGGAACUUAUUGAGACUUCGAAGCAAGCCCACAAGGACCUCGUCAACACCAUCUCGCCCUCCUCCGCGACAUUUGCCAACACCCUACUGCCCCUGGCUCACGCCGAGAAUGCUCUGUCUUCAGAAGCGACACUGCUGAUAUUCCUCAGAGAUGUGUCUCCCGACAAAGAAGUUCGCGAUGCUGCGGCUCAAGCGCGGACAAUCCUUCGGGACUAUCAAUUAGAGGCAUCAAUGAAUGAGGACGUCUUCAAAAUGGUUGACUCUGUCUUUGCCACUGCAGACAAACAAUCUCUCGACCCGGAGUCGCGGAACCUUUUGAGCAAAAAGUACAAAGAAUUCGUCAAGAACGGUCUGCGGAUCCCAUCUGGCGAACGACGUGACCGUUUCAAGGAGAUCCGCAGUCGCAUCGAUGCUCUCACAUCCAAGUACUCGAAGAAUUUGGCCGAGGAUAACACCGCAAUUUAUUUCGCCCCCGAUGAGCUCGAAGGCUUCCCGGAAGACACCCUGUCUGAACUUGAAAAGGGACAGACGGGCACGGAGAACGAGGGAAAGCUCAAGAUUGAGAUACCCAUGGACCUGAGCUCCGUUCUCAGGGCAGUGAAGAACCCAGCUACCGGUCAGAAAGCUAGGCUAGCAUACGACAACCGAUGUCCGGCGAAUGUUGCUAUCUUCAAGGAAGUCGUGCAACUCCGUCAUGAAGCAGCACUUUUGCUGGGUUACCCGAACCAUGCGGCGCUGAGCGUGGAGGACAAGAUGACAGCAACACGGAUAGGCUCUCUCCGCUCGAAGUUGACAGAGGCUGCGAGUAAGGACGUUGAGACCCUACUCCGACUUAAGAAGGCCGAUGUUAAGGCGAGAGGUGAAGACUUUGAUGGGCACUACUUCACUUGGGACAAUCUAUACUACGACAAUAUGCUCUUACAACAAGACUUUGCAGUGGACCAGGCCAAGAUAUCGGAGUACUUCCCACUGCAAUCGACUGUGAAUGGGAUGCUCGGGGUCUUUGAGCAGCUGUUCGCCCUGGUCUGCAACUUCCAGCGCCCAAGCGCCUCAAAACCCACUCUCCUCCGUCACCCGGACGUCGUUGUUCUUUUCCACCAAUUGGGUCACGGCAUUCACGACCUUGUAUCCCGCACCAAGUUCGCACGUUUUCAUGGGCCUAUGGGUACUGUUGUUGACUUUGGCGAGGCACCAAGCCAAGUCCUCGAGAAUUGGUGCUGGACGCCCGAACAGAUCAUUUCCCUCAGUCACCACUACUCAUAUCUGUCCGACGACUACCUGAAUACCUGGAAGUCUAAGAUAGGGAAGAAUGAAGAUAUCAUGCAGCCACCAAAGGCAUUGCCGCGGGCAAUGGUUGAAAGUCUCCUAAAGGCGAAGCAUGCGAACAAGGCUCUGGACACUUUGCAUCAGCUCUUUAUCGGAACUUUCGACAUGGCUGUCCAUCAACUUAAUGAUAGAAGUGAGGAUCAGAGUUUCACAACAUUGUGGAAUCGCCUUCGGCGGGAUAUCGUCCCGACCGACGACCUUUCCGCCUUGGGUGCUGGCGACGAGUGGGGGCACGGAUACACCAAUAUCGGGCACUUCAUGAACGAGUAUGACGCUGGGUUCUACAGCUACCUGUUUUCAAAGGUUUAUGCGCAAGACAUCUUCUCCACCGUGUUCAAAAGCGAUCCGAUGAGUGUUGAAGCGGGUCGAAGGUAUCGCCACGGUGUGUUAGAGAAGGGUGGCAGCCAGCCGGAGAUGACUACUUUGCAAGAGUUUCUUGGUAGGGAGGCGAAGAUGGAGGCUUUCUAUGAAGACUUGGGUCUUGAAUUGCGAUAG